Molecule: messenger RNA, 3506 nt
Organism: Kickxella alabastrina
Lineage: Eukaryota; Fungi; Kickxellomycota; Kickxellomycetes; Kickxellales; Kickxellaceae
Exons: 2
Biological process (GO): cell motility
Molecular function (GO): phosphatidylinositol binding; catalytic activity
Source: RefSeq, a predicted model, not a curated record
UUGUCUACUUUAAAGUCUCAGUUGAAUAAAACCCCUGAUUGGAAAAAUAGAUAUGCGCGUUGCAACCCAAACAGCAUGUGUUUAUUUCACUGUGUAAUGUUUGCCCCCGCAUAUGCCUUCUUUUUUUGCAUUUUAUUUCUUUUUCGUUUCUGUUUUAGCAGCCACUUUUUUUUGUAUUUGUUCAUUUGUUCAUUUUUUUCUACUUGCAAAGAAAAAAAACUUUAUUUAUUUACUGUAAAAUUCGCCAUUUUAUUUAUUUACCUCUGCGUGAAAUGAGCCCAACAAAACAAGAAGAGAAAGAGCAGGUGCAGGGAACCACGGCCAUUGGAAAUUCGUCUUCGCCAACCAAUCCACCACCACAGAGACCGACAGCCGCAGGGAAGGCGGCGGCAAAGGCACUCAUGCUCUCGCCAUUACAAAAGAGGCCACCCAUCCACAAAAGCAACACAAUAGAUCUCGCUGGAAACAACGUCCCGCAGGCAGCCAACCGAAGCAGCAUAGAAUGCUUGCCGCCUCAGCCAAUAUCCCCGCUACUGCCCAUUUCAACCGCUGGAGAGCAGCAGCCGGAGACUAACAGGGUGUCGUAUGCCCAUAGGAGGAGCGUUAGCGGGUGGGAUAAGCUGUUUUCGGACAUGUCCCAGCGCGCUGAGAACAAUAUAGAGGACAGCGAUUAUGCUGAGAAAGAACAGCAGCUGCAGCCAGAGGAGCAGCAGCAUCAGCAACAACAGCAGCAGCAGCAGCAGUUGGAGCUGAGGGUGCCUGCGAUGGGCGAGGACUCUCUGGCUCACGGUGACGUCCAGUCCGACGACAACUACCCUUGCAGACAGGCGCGCAGCACAGACAUCAACGCAGGUGGCGAGCGCAACGGCAGCCGCGACCGCGCCGACACGGGCGUCUCGUCGACUGGGUCGGCACUGCAGUACUACACGGGCUCAAACACAUCGACAACGGCGCUCGCGCAUUCGUACACAAUCAAGGAUGUCAGCGGGGGGCCGGUCAUCGGCCCCGACGGCGUUAAGGCCAAGCUCAUUCGCGCACAGGACAAGAUCGAGAGCGCAUCCGAGCACGUGCACGAUAAGGAGUCGCCGCUGCUCGCGCGGCUGUUCCAUCGCGGCUCAAACGACGAUGACGACAACCAUAACAACAAAGCCGAUGGCAACAACGACGACGACGACGACGACGACGAGGCGGCCGGGCGGCGCAAGCGCGUCGACGACCUGCGGCACAAGCUGCGGCGCGCGGUCAUCAAGGCCACGGUGCUGACGGGGCGCAAGCCGCAGCGGCAGAUGAAGAGCGCAAUGCCCAACAGCAUCUUCCCGUUCUUGCAGGACGCGAUGUUUGUGCCAAUGUUCCAUUUUAUGCGCGACGAGCACGGCCACCGCGCGCCGCCCGUGAUCUUUGACGCGAUCCGGCUCAGCGUCAUGGUGUCGGGCGCGGUGCCGACCAGCGAGGAGGAUCACCACUUUAUUGUGCGCAUCGAGCUGCAGUACGGCGACGUCAAGUGGUCGAUCCACCGGCGGCUCAACGACUUUCUGGCGCUGCACACGGUGCUGACGCUGCGCAAGUUCCAGGGCCGUGUCACGCAGCUGCCGGCGUUCCCGCCGCAGAUCAGCUACGCGAUCGAGCGCGCGCGGCUGUUCAAUCUGGGCGGCACCGGCAGCGGCAGCGAGCGGCGCAUGCAGUCGACAGUUGACCGCAAGCAGGCGCUCGAGUCGUACCUGGUCAAGCUGCUGCGCGCGCUCAACAUGCGGCCGGCCUACGAGGUGUGCACGUUCCUCGAGCUUAGCGCCGUGUCGAUCAUCAAGGACGUCGGCUGGAAGGGCAAGGAGGGCAGCCUGGACCGGCGCGUCGAGCAUACCACUGGCAUGUGGUGCACGCCGCGCGACCUGCGGCGGUGGUCCAAGCAGUGGGUGCUGGUGCGCGACUCGUUCAUCGCGUUCUGCAACCACAUCUCGGACCCGUACCCCAGCGACGUGCUGUUUGCCGACCCGCAGUUUGACAUCAAGUACCGCAAAAAGUCGGGCCACAACCCGUUGUUUCCGUACCGCAUCACCGUGUCCAACCAGUACCGCCGCAUCCAGCUGCGCAGCGACAGCGAGCGCGUUAUCAAUGAGUGGCGCCACUCGAUUGGCGAGAUGAAGCGGCUGUCCGCGUGGGCCGUGCCGCACCGCUUUGAAUCUUUUGCGCCGAUCCGCGACAACAGCCGCGUCAUCUGGUUCGUUGACGGCGAUGACUAUUUCUACGCGCUGUCUGAGGCGCUGGAGAAGGCGACCGACUGCAUCUACAUCGAGGACUGGUGGCUGUCACCUGAGCUGCACCUGCGGCGGCCGUACCACCUGAACGAGGAGUUCCGGCUGGACCGGCUGCUGAAGCGCAAGGCCGAGGAGGGCGUUAAGAUAUACGUGGUUAUCUACAAGGAGGUCACGGUGUCGCUGACAAUCAACUCGGCGUAUACCAAGCGCAAGCUGCAGUCGCUGCACCCGAACAUCAUGGUGCAGCGGCACCCGGACCAUCUGGCCGGCGGAACCAUGUUCUGGGCGCACCAUGAGAAGAUGGUAAUUGUGGACAACACCUUUGCGUUUAUUGGCGGGCUGGACCUGUGCUGGGGCCGCUACGACACGCACGGCCACCGGCUGGCCGACUACUUUUUGCCGCACAAGGGCCGGCCGUUUGCGCACCUGCAGAACUUCUUCGGCCAGGACUACAACAACGCGCGCAUCCACGACUUUUCCAACGUGCACGAGUACGAGGACACGCUGAUCGACCGAUGCUCGACGGCGCGCAUGCCGUGGCACGACGUGCACAUGGCGAUGAUUGGCCAGCCGGCAAGGGACGUCGCGCGCCACUUCAUCCAGCGCUGGAACUUCAUCAAGGGCUCCAAGGCGCUGGCCAAGGCACACAUGCCGUUCCUGAUGCCCAAGGGCGAGUACUCGGCGACACGCAAUGAUAUGCAGUACCGCGGCACUUGCCGCACGCAGGUGCUGCGGUCAUCGGCCGAGUGGUCUAUGGGCAUCAGCAAGGAGAGCAGCAUCCACACGGCGUACUGCGAGAUGAUCCGCGAUGCCAAACACUUCAUCUACAUCGAGAACCAGUUCUUCAUCUCGAGCGCGCGCGAGGAUGCCGGGUACACCAUCAAGAACCGCAUUGCCGAGGCGUUGGUCGACCGCAUUAAGCACGCGCACCGCCGCGAGGAGAAGUUCCGUGUCAUUGUACUGAUGCCCCUGAUGCCGGCCUUUGAGGGCGACGUCAAUGCGGCCGGCGCCGCCACGCUCAAGCUGGUUAUGCACUGGCAGUACCAGACUAUCUGCCGCGGCGACCACUCGAUCGCCUCGCAGCUGGCCAAGGAGGGCAUUGAUAUGCACCAGUACAUUCGCUUCUUCGGUCUGCGCACCUACGAUGUUAUCCGCCGCUUUGCCGACGGUGCUGUUAAGCAGGACAUCACGGCUAUUGCCGGCAACGCACCGCAGGAGGCGCCCGGCUUCGAGGACAUGCUGAGCAAGCAGGGC